AUGGCUGAAGCUAAAUCUAAUAGUACUAGUGGUAUUCCUUCAGUAAUGAAAGCUGCUCAACAAAAUGGUUAUGGAGAUGCACGUAAUGUUUUAACACUUCGUGAUGAUGUACCUGUACCACGUGAAUUAUCAUCAAAACAAAUUCUUGUUCGAGUACAUGCUGCUUCAAUAAAUCCAGUUGAUUGGAAAGUUUUAAAUGGAAAUAUGUCAUUAGUUACACGUUACUCAUGGCCUCAUAUACCUGGCAAAGAUGUUGCUGGUGUUAUUGUUGAUGUUGGAUCAGGUGUUAAACGUUUUCAAGUUGGUGAUAAAGUUUAUGGAAAUCUUGGAAUGAGUGAUGGGAGUUUUGCUGAAUAUGCACGUGCUGAUGAAUCUGCUUUUGCAAUAAAACCAAAUAAUUUAACAAUGGAAGAAGCUGCAGCUAUACCAUUAGCAUGUGAAACUAGUUAUCAAGCUUUAUUUACGAAAAUUUCACCACCUAUUGGAGAAGGUAGUAAAGUAUUAAUUUGUGGAGGAAGUACAGCAACUGGUUUAUAUGCAGUUCAAUUAGCUAAAGCAGUUGGAGCUUAUGUUACAACAACAUGUUCACAAAGAAAUUUUAGUCUUCUUGAAAAACUUGGUUAUAAAACAUCUCAAACAACUGCUGAUCAAAAUCAAGUACAUAUUAUUGAUUAUAAUGAAAAAGAUUUUGGAAAAGAACUUAAAGGGCAAAAUUAUGAUGUUGUGUAUGAUUGUGUAGGUGGACAACAACAAUGGACAUCAGCACAAGAAAUAUUAAAACGUAAUGGUCAAUUUAUUACUAUUGUUGGUGAUGAUACAAAAUCUACUGUAUCAGUAAAAGCAGCAUUUUCAGUUGGUUCAAGUAUAAUUAAUCGAAAAUUUUGGUCUGUUUUUGGUUCAUUACAUCAUAAUUAUAUAUUUCAUUUUUUAAAUCAAAAUUUUCAAAAUCUUAAUGAUAUGCGAACAAAAUACAUUGAAACAGGAAAAGUUAAACCAAUAAUUGAUACUGUAUUUGAUUGGCGAAAAGAUGGUGUUGAAUCAUUAUACUCACUCUAUGAAAAAUCCAAAAGUGGUAAAGCACAAGGAAAAUUAAUUCUUAAAAUAGCUGAUGAAGAAUAA
Molecule: messenger RNA, 1119 nt
Organism: Adineta steineri
Lineage: Eukaryota; Metazoa; Rotifera; Eurotatoria; Adinetida; Adinetidae
Source: the annotation of a GenBank genome assembly